Messenger RNA from Cryptotermes secundus, 2147 nucleotides. RefSeq names its product T-complex protein 1 subunit gamma (gene CCT3). Gene Ontology annotation, molecular function: ATP-dependent protein folding chaperone; ATP binding; ATP hydrolysis activity. Gene Ontology annotation, biological process: protein folding. NCBI's taxonomy places the organism in Eukaryota, Metazoa, Arthropoda, Insecta, Blattodea, Kalotermitidae. The coding region runs from base 106 to 1755 and encodes 549 amino acids. The transcript has a single exon. The record is from RefSeq and is a predicted model, not a curated record. Gene Ontology annotation, cellular component: chaperonin-containing T-complex.
UGCACGCCUGGUAUUAAUCCGUAUAUAGAAGCGCAAGGUUGUGUCGUGCCGUUUUAGUGUUAAGUAGUCGAAAACGUUUCUAUUAGUCUAGAAUCUUCUGAAAUUAUGUUCGGCGGAGGAGCAGCACCAAUUCUAGUUUUGAGUCAAAAUACGAAACGUGAUUCCGGCAGGAAAGUUCAACUAGAAAACAUAGCAGCCGGAAAAGCCAUCGCCGAUGUAAUAAGAACGUGUCUCGGUCCCCAGGCUAUGCUGAAGAUGCUGAUGGAUCCAUCGGGUGGUAUUGUAAUGACAAACGAUGGAAAUGCAAUUCUGCGUGAAAUUACUGUUCAGCAUCCGGCAGGUAAAUCAAUGAUCGAGAUAGCUCGCACCCAGGAUGAGGAAGUUGGCGAUGGAACUACAUCUGUAAUUGUAUUGGCUGGUGAAAUGCUGGGAGUCGCAGAGCAGUUUUUAACCCAACAGAUGCAUCCGACAGUAAUCAUCAGAGCUUACCGCCAGGCACUGGAGGACGCAGUUACUCUGCUACAAGAUAACAUCAGCAUUGCCUUGGAUCUUAAUGACCGUGUGAAACUGCUGGAAGUGAUUAAGUCUUGUGUUGGGACAAAGUUCAUUGGACGGUGGUCAGAUCUGGCAUGUUCUAUCGCUCUGGAUGCCGUUAAGACGGUGAUGCUAGAAGAAAAUGGCCAUCGUGAGAUAGACAUUAAGAGAUAUGCAAAGGUGGAGAAGGUACCAGGAGGGAGUAUUGAAGAAUCAAGUGUGCUGCGUGGUGUGAUGGUGAGCAAAGAUGUGACACAUCCCAAGAUGCGACGGUACAUUAAGAACCCACGUAUUGUCCUUCUGGAUUGCACCUUGGAAUACAAGAAGGGAGAGAGUCAAACAAAUGUUGAAAUUCUGAAAGAAUCGGACUUCACCCGUAUUUUGCAGUUGGAGGAAGAACAUAUUCAGAAAAUAUGUGAGGAAGUGAUUGCAGUGAAACCUGAUGUAGUCUUCACAGAGAAAGGUGUUUCAGAUUUGGCACAGCACUUCCUUCUGAAAGCAGGGAUCACAGCUAUACGCCGUGUCCGCAAAACAGACAACAACCGCAUUGCUCGGGCUUGUGGAGCAACUAUUGUGAACCGUACUGAGGAGCUGAAAGAAGAGGAUGUGGGCACUGGAGCUGGACUCUUUGAAAUCAGGAAGCUUGGUGAUGAGUAUUUCUGUUUCAUCACAGAGUGUAAGAAUCCCAAAGCUUGCACAAUACUAUUGCGUGGGGCCAGCAAGGACAUGCUCAAUGAAGCAGAAAGAAACCUGCAAGAUGCUCUGCAUGUUGCUAGGAACAUUCUGAUAGAACCAAAACUGGUGCCUGGAGGAGGAGCUGUUGAGAUGGCUGUGGCACAGAUGUUGGCUGAGAAGGGGAAAACAGUGCAGGGCAUUGGUCAGUGGCCAUACCGCGCUGUUGCUGAGGCUUUGGAGAUCAUUCCCCGUACGCUUAUCCAGAAUUGCGGUGCAAAUACAGUUCGUACACUGACAGCUUUACGGGCUAAACAUGCUACUGGUGGAAAAACCUGGGGAAUCAAUGGCGAAACCGGUGAACUUGCAGAUAUGUGUGCACUUGGCAUAUGGGAACCAUUAUCGGUUAAACUUCAAACAUACAAGACUGCUGUUGAAACAGCCAUCUUACUGUUGAGGAUUGAUGAUAUUGUUUCAGGCUCAAAGAAGAAAGAUAAAGAAGGCGAAACCAGAACUGCACAACCAACUGAGGAAUCGGUGAAAGAAUAAGUGCUUCACAGCUGAUACUUUGCAUUUUACAUUUGAAACGGGUUGGCCGUCAUCUUCAUUGCUUAUUAUUCUUAAUUUCAUUAUAUGAACAUCUUGUGGUUUAAUAUUUGUUACUUUCUAUUAAUGUUUAGUUUUUUGUUUAUUGUAAUAAUUAAACACUAAUUAACUUUCCAUCAUUCACAAUAUAAUCAUAAUAGAGACAGUCAUAAAACAGCAAUACAUGAAAGUGAUAAUUCAUUUGCUUUAGAUUCUGAUGGAAAGAAUUGAAUUUUCCUUGAAGCAUUUAACUAUGGCUUUGCACUGCAGAAUAACCUUUGUAUAAUCUGCACUUCUUUUUUUUUUUACCAUGUAAUAAAUUCAGAGAAACAAAAUAAAUUGUUUUUGACAAUGAA